This is a messenger RNA of Annulohypoxylon truncatum, 1864 nucleotides long. RefSeq names its product cytochrome P450. Gene Ontology annotation, molecular function: oxidoreductase activity, acting on paired donors, with incorporation or reduction of molecular oxygen; monooxygenase activity; heme binding. The transcript has 6 exons. Bases 172 to 1698 code for a protein of 508 amino acids. NCBI's taxonomy places the organism in Eukaryota, Fungi, Ascomycota, Sordariomycetes, Xylariales, Hypoxylaceae. The record is from RefSeq and is a predicted model, not a curated record.
AUUACUACCUAGGCUAUGGCUGUAGCAUCAAUUCAAGUUCAAUAUCCGACUAUAAAGGAUGCUGGGCUGUACGAGGAGUGGUGGUUGGCCGGCGUAUAUAUCGUCUCCUUUUUAUCUUUGCUGUACUAUCGCUACUACAGUUGAUACCACUACUUCGUUCAGGUGGAAGCCAUGUCACUCCUAACAGAUCUUAUAGAUUCGAUUGGACCCCUGAAGAUCUUCUUUCUUCUUGUCCUUGCCUGGUAUGUAACUUCGGCGGUCUACUCGUGGUACCGCCUUCGACAUGUGCCCGGUCCGUUCCUGGCCUCAUUCUCGUAUCUGUGGCUAGCUGUUUAUGCUUUGAGCGGCAAGCAACUUGAGAUUAUCGACUAUAUCGGUAAGAAAUACGGUUCGCUCAUCCGGCUCGGCCCCAACGUGCUCUUAUCGGAUGACCCAGAGGUCAUAAAGUCCCUGUCAAGCGCGAAGAGCAAGUACAAGAAGUCGACAUGGUACCUUGGGAGUCGCUUCAACCCAUAUCAUCCGACUAUGUUCAUAACGCUGGAUCCGGUAGCCCACGACAAGACCAAGUCCCAGGUCUGGCCUGGGUAUAGCGGUCGCGACAAUCCCAAUUACGAGUCUGACAUUGAUUCUCAAAUUACCAAUUUCAUCGACAUCAUUCGGAAGCGAUACAUCACAACAACCGGCGCAGGGGGAUAUCGCCCCUUUGACCUGGCUCAAGCUGUCUCGUAUUUCACCAUAGAUGUUAUUUCCAAGUUGUCAACAGGGCAAGAGUUUGGAUGCUUAGAAACCGAAUCGGAUCGACAUGGAUUCAUACAAGCCACGCAUAAACAGCUGCUAUUGAUAGCCAUCGCGCAAGAGGUGCCCUUGAUCCGGGAUAUCGCGUACUCUACACUUGGUCUGAAAAUUUGGGGACCUAAGGAAACAGAUCAAAAAGGACUAGGAAAAAUCAUGCACAUAGCAAAUGAAGCCGUGCGAAAGAGGUUCGAACCGGAUGCGGAUAAGGAUGAGAAAGCUGUGCUGGCCUCGUUUAUUAGACAUGGUCUCACACAGGCUCAAUGUGAAGUAGAGUCCAUCUUCAUGUUCGUAGCCGGCUCUGACACAACCGCUUCCGCGAUCCGGGCCACGCUACUACACAUUUUAUCGACACCACGGGUAUACCAGUGUUUAAAGGAUGAGAUAAAAUCAGCUGUUGAGGAGGGAAGGGUGUCGCGCCCCAUCACGCAGGCGGAGGCUAGAGAGUUGCCGUACCUCCAAGGUGUCAUCUACGAAGGCUUACGAAUACGUCCGGUAACGACUAGUAUGAUAGCCAAGGAGGUACCUCGCGAGGGCGACACGAUCAACGGUAAGUUCAUCCCGGGAGGCAUGAUAGUCGGUUCGAAUUUCCAGUCGCUCCUGCGCUCGAAGGCCUUGUUCGGCGAAGACGCCGAUGUCUUCCGACCGGAGCGAUACCUAGAACUCGACCAGAAAGCCUGCGCCGAAAUGGAGCGGAACGUUGAGCUCAGUUUCGGCUAUGGCCGAUGGAUGUGCGCCGGGAAGCCUAUUGCGCUUAUGGAGCUGAAUAAGAUUUUCUUCGAGUUGCUACGAAACUUCGACUUUCAACUCGUAAACCCUCAGAAACCGAUGACUACUGCCAGCUAUGGUCUUUAUAUCGAUAAAGGACUGCUGGUGAGAGUCACGGAGUCAGAUAUUGAUCAUUGAUUCAGCGCGCCGUUCAACUCUUGCUUUAAUGCUGCGUGAUUGAUGAGUGAUGGGUGAUACAUGCCUGGCCUAUUAUCACCAGUUCUGGGUGCAUUGAUGCAGUUGUAUGUGAAACGUGAUAGCUCAUCUUAUGCAGUCUUAUGAUGGGAUUUCGAGUUACCCCAAU